Molecule: messenger RNA, 1035 nt
Organism: Prunus dulcis (almond)
Lineage: Eukaryota; Viridiplantae; Streptophyta; Magnoliopsida; Rosales; Rosaceae
Exons: 5
Coding region: 236-739 (167 amino acids)
Source: RefSeq, a predicted model, not a curated record
GUCUAUGGGUUGGGUUUCGAGAAAGAUUACAAAUUCUGAAUUUAUAUAAUAUUUGUAGGUGAAAGGGUGCAAAGCAGAAUUAUGGAUAGAGCCGGAAACAAUUAAAAACAAGAAAAAACAAAGUUUGGCUACGGAACUCAACCACGCGGUUUCAUUUCUUUUCCUUUUUUAUUUUUAUUUUUGCAUCUAUCUCCUCUUCUCUUCUUCCCACCUGACUCAGGUAAUUGGUGCUUCCAUGGACGAGGUGAUCACGGCCGCUGAUGCCUCAUCGAAUGGAUCUACAUCAUCACAGACCUCCAUCAUUCCUUCUAAUCUCCCUCUCCUCUCUGCCUUCCUCUCCUUCGCUCUCGCUCAGUUUCUCAAGCUCUUCACCACCUGGUACAAAGAGAAAAGAUGGGACUCUAGAAGGAUGCUUGGGUCAGGAGGAAUGCCCUCGUCGCAUUCAGCUACUGUGACAGCUCUGGCAGUUGCUAUUGGUUUCCAGGAAGGAACUGGAGGAUCGGCCUUUGCCAUUGCAGUGGUUUUGGCAUGUGUUGUCAUGUAUGAUGCUACUGGUGUAAGACUCCAUGCUGGUCGUCAAGCUGAAUUAUUAAAUCAAAUAGUAUGUGAGCUACCUCCAGAACACCCAGUUUCUAGUGUUAGACCUCUACGCGAUUCACUUGGUCAUACUCCAUUGCAGGUUCUUGCAGGUGCAAUGUUGGGAUGUAUAGUAGCUUCCCUCAUGAGAAGUUCCAGUUAGCUAGCAGAUGGUUAAUUAGAUUAUUCUCUGACUUAAAGAGUGAAUCACGGGCUCUAAAGGUCAUUGCAAGCAUUUCCACAGAAGAUUUCUCAACAAUUUUCCCCCCGUCAACAGUGAAAAGGAUUGACCGAAAAAAAAGUAUGGCAAGUUUGUAAUCAGAAUUCAACUGUAAAAACGUAAAAAAGUGUGUUCUAAUGCCUUUGAACACUUGGCUAUAUGAUUGUUCAUCCCAAGUACAUAAAGAUGAUUGUGUUUUUUUAAAUUAUUUUUGGCAGUCAGGAUAUGAUCUUUACCAA